AUGAGGGCUAGUAAUGUUGGAUUCGAGCUUGGAUGUAUGUUGUUCCCAACAACCUUAAUAGGAGCUGCAAAUAGUUGGUUCGACAAAGUCCAUAGGCAUUCCAUUUCUCCAUGGGAACAGUUGUCUACAAAUUUCAAAAAGCAGUUUCGAGAUCCAAAAAGUAUUAAGCUCGUGGCCUCAUCGUUGGAAAAUAUUAAACAGCAGUCGGGUGAAUCACUCAAGAAGUAUAUUGUAAGAUUCAAUAUCGAAGCUUCUUUAGCUCGAGACGUAGAUGACAGUAACCACUUGAUGGCUAUUCGAGCUGGAAUCCUACCAGAAAGCGCCUUUUGGGACGACCUGCAGCAAAAGUCGGUUCGUACCAUAAUGGAAUUCACAUUACGAGCUCAGAGAUUUAUCAAUGUAGAAGAGGCCAUGUUAACAUGA
Humulus lupulus (European hop) is the source of this 423-nucleotide messenger RNA. RefSeq lists its product as uncharacterized. The transcript has a single exon. Bases 1 to 423 code for a protein of 140 amino acids. The record is from RefSeq and is a predicted model, not a curated record. Lineage: Eukaryota; Viridiplantae; Streptophyta; Magnoliopsida; Rosales; Cannabaceae.